Molecule: messenger RNA, 1620 nt
Organism: Rhincodon typus (whale shark)
Lineage: Eukaryota; Metazoa; Chordata; Chondrichthyes; Orectolobiformes; Rhincodontidae
Gene: ddx23
Product: DEAD (Asp-Glu-Ala-Asp) box polypeptide 23
Exons: 11
Biological process (GO): mRNA splicing, via spliceosome
Cellular component (GO): catalytic step 2 spliceosome
Molecular function (GO): ATP binding; RNA binding
Source: RefSeq, a predicted model, not a curated record
GCUGCAGAGGACCCCCAGGAGAGGGAGAGGCGCGAGCGGAGGGAGCGGAUCGAGAGGGAGAGUCAGGGCAACGAUGAGGAAGGAGGGCGCCUGAAGAUGCGGGAGGAGAAGGACAAAACCAAGGAGCUGCAGGCCAUCAAGGAUCGACGGGACUUCUUUUUGGGGGGGUCGGUGGGGGUGAUCCUUCGGCCCUACAACAGCCUGCUAUCUCGUGGCCGUUGGAGGGGGUUUGCAUCUGAUCUGGAUGGUGCGUCGAUUCUAAAUGCCCCUUGCCCACGUAACUCUUCAGGGAUCAACAUUGUCCCGACUGGGGAAGCACGGAUCCGGUAUAAGGAACGACACCACGUCCAGUUGCUGGGACGGGGGUUCAUCGCCGGCAUCGACCUGAAGCAGCAGAAACGUGAGCAGUCCCGAUUCUACGGAGACCUGAUGGAGAAGAGGCGGACGCUGGAGGAGAAGGAGCAGGAGGAGGCACGGUUGAGGAAGGUGAGGAAGAAGGAGGCCAAGCAGCGUUGGGACGACCGUCACUGGUCCCAGAAGAAGCUGGACGAGAUGACAGAGAGGGACUGGAGGAUCUUCCGCGAGGACUACAGCAUCACCACCAAAGGAGGCAGGAUCCCCAACCCGAUCCGCUCCUGGAAGGACUCCAGCCUGCCCCUGCACAUCCAGGAGGUCAUCGACAAGUGCGGCUACAAGAUUGUGAUUGCCACCCCGGGCCGUCUGAUCGAUGUGUUGGAGAACCGGUACCUGGUCCUGAGCCGCUGUACCUAUGUGGUCCUGGACGAGGCUGACCGCAUGAUAGAUAUGGGCUUUGAGCCAGACGUACAGAGAAUCCUGGAGCACAUGCCCGUCACUAAUCAGAAACCCGAUACUGAUGAGGCUGAGGACCCAGAGAAAAUGAUGGCCAACUUCGAACUGGGCAAGCACAAAUACAGACAGACAGUGAUGUUCACAGCCACGAUGCCCCCCUCGGUAGAGAGACUUGCCCGCAGUUACCUGCGCAGACCUGCCGUGGUUUACAUCGGCUCGGCCGGGAAACCCCAUGAGCGUGUGGAGCAGCGGGUUUACCUCAUGUCGGAGGGAGAGAAGAGGAAGAAGCUCCUCGCUCUCCUGGAGGAAGGCUUCGAACCCCCCAUUAUCAUCUUUGUCAAUCAGAAGAAAGGCUGCGAUGUCCUGGCUAAGUCCCUGGAGAAGAUGGGGUUCAAUGCCUGCACCCUGCAUGGGGGUAAAGGUCAGGAACAGAGAGAGUUUGCUCUCUCGAACCUGAAGGCUGGUGCCAAGGAUAUCCUGGUAGCUACCGACGUGGCAGGUCGUGGUAUCGAUAUCCAUGACGUCUCGAUGGUCCUCAACUACGACAUGGCCAAGAACAUUGAAGAUUACAUCCAUCGGAUUGGGCGGACGGGCCGAGCUGGGAAGAGUGGGGUGGCAUCCCAGUUCCAGAGUAGAACUCACCAUUCAGUGUCCAGCAAAACGCUCCCUGGAAGCAUUAGGUACAGAAACCUGUCGCUGGCAGACCUAGGUCCACACGACCGGCCAUCUGGCAGCUCCUCAGGCUUUGGGAUUAAAAAUUCCUUCCCGGGAAAAUCGCCGGACCUGAUUUCCAGCGCGUUACUCCAGUGA